CCCCACUUCACACUCCCAGCAAACCCUAGCCUCCUGUUCCCUCCUUCUCCACAAAAGCCCCACCGGCAACACUCUCUCUCUCUCUCUUUCUCUCUCUGGAGCCAUGGGUCGCGUCCGCACCAAGACCGUGAAGAAAUCCUCCCGCCAGGUGAUCGAGCGCUAUUACUCCAAGAUGACCCUCGACUUCCACACCAACAAGAAGAUCCUCGAGGAGGUGGCCAUCAUCCCGUCCAAGCGCCUCCGCAACAAGAUCGCGGGGUUCUCGACCCACCUUAUGAAACGCAUCCAGAAGGGCCCCGUCCGAGGCAUCUCGCUCAAGCUCCAGGAGGAGGAGCGCGAGCGCCGCAUGGACUUCGUGCCCGACCAGUCGGCCAUCAACGUCGACCGCAUCGAGGUCGAUAAGGAGACCAUUGACUUGCUCGCGUCGCUCGGGAUGACCGAGAUGCCCGGCGUGGUGCUCAAGGAGGAUAUUGGGGUUUCUGCGCCGGUGGUGCCGCCGUACGGUGGCGGGCGCGGCGGUGGGUUCGGCGGUGGUGCCGGUGGGAGGAGGUACUGAUGAGGGUUCGUGGUAAGGGGUUUUGGUUAGUUUUUUAUUUUGUUAUGAGUUAUUGGUACUGGUUAUUUGCAGACUAUAUUGUGCUUUAGUUUAAUGAUUUUGGCGCAAUUCGAUGUUGAAACUCUGUUGGGUACUUUAAUUGCGAACUUUGUUCGGUACACUUAAUUUUGUCGUAAUAAUGCUGUUUUCAUA
Molecule: messenger RNA, 748 nt
Organism: Rhododendron vialii
Lineage: Eukaryota; Viridiplantae; Streptophyta; Magnoliopsida; Ericales; Ericaceae
Product: small ribosomal subunit protein eS17-like
Exons: 1
Coding region: 104-556 (150 amino acids)
Biological process (GO): translation
Cellular component (GO): ribosome
Molecular function (GO): structural constituent of ribosome
Source: RefSeq, a predicted model, not a curated record